Mycetomoellerius zeteki is the source of this 2292-nucleotide messenger RNA. RefSeq lists its product as uncharacterized. The record is from RefSeq and is a predicted model, not a curated record. Gene Ontology annotation, cellular component: plasma membrane. Gene Ontology annotation, biological process: detection of chemical stimulus involved in sensory perception of smell; sensory perception of smell. Gene Ontology annotation, molecular function: olfactory receptor activity; odorant binding. The transcript has 9 exons. NCBI's taxonomy places the organism in Eukaryota, Metazoa, Arthropoda, Insecta, Hymenoptera, Formicidae. Bases 1 to 2292 code for a protein of 763 amino acids.
AUGCAAAAAUUUUCUUUAAAUUUUUUGAUAUAUACUAUUGGUGGUAUAUGGCGACCGAUUGAAUGGUCAUCAAAUGUAGUCAGUUUUCUGUAUAAUGUAUUUACUUGUAUUGUAUUACUCUUGGAAUACUUUAUGAUGUUAACUCAAUUCCUGGAUUUUCUAUUUGUUAUCGACAAUAUCGAAGAUUUCGUUGCUAAUUCUGUAAUGUUCGUGAGUGUUUGUGCUGUCGUAUGUAAAGCGACUGUCGUUGUAAUACACCGCAAUGCGAUCAUUAACUUGAUACAAGUAUUGUUGAAAGGUCCUUGUAAACCUCGAGAUGAGGACGAAAUAGCAAUACAAAUAAAAUUUGAUAAAUUCAUCAGAUUGUGUUCAAUAAAAUAUGCACUUUUGGCGACAGGCUCACUUACAGGCAUCAUAAUAGGAUCAGUAUUAAAUAUAAUGCAGGGUCAACUACCUUAUCGAAUAUGGUUACCAUUGGAUUAUAAUGUGCCUCUAGUGUUCUGGAUUAUAUCUAUUCAACAAGUUAUGACUAUAUUUUUUGGCACUAUCAUAAAUGUCGGUACGGAAACCCUAGUCUUUGGAUUAAUUUUAGAAACGUGUGCCCAACUCGAAAUUUUCGAAAAUCGUCUUCACAAAUUAAUAAAUAAUAAAACAGUUAAAUAUCUGGGAAAUGCACUCUGCUCGUUGAAUGAGGACAAAAGAGGAAUAUCGAAAUGCAUACGACAUCAUCUCAGUAUUUACAAAUAUGCUAAAACGGUAAACGUUAUAUUUAACCAGGUGCUUUUCGUUCAAUUCUUUGUAAGCAUAUUGGUAUUAUGUACAAGUGUGUAUUAUCUGUCAACACAUAUUACAGAAUUGUCUGGUACUGUAACUUUUUUAUUGUAUACCAUUGGCAUGUUUGUACAAAUCUAUAUUUAUUGCUGGUCUGGAAACGAAGUCAUUAUUAAGAGUAUGAGGGUAGGAGACGCUAUAUAUUGUAUGGAUUGGCCAUUAUUAUCAAUUAAUGAAAAAAAAGAAUUGCUCAUGGUCAUGAUACGAAGUACAAUUCCCAUAAAGUUCACUAGCAGCUUCUUGAUAAUUCUAUCCCUUCAGUCUUACAGCAAUGUUAGUAGAACUUCAAAUAUGCAAAUGUUUUCUUUAAAUUUUUUUCUGUAUACCAUUUGCGGUAUAUGGCGACCGAUUGAAUGGUCAUCAAAUGGUGCCAAUUUUCUGUAUAAUGUAUUUACUUAUAUUGUAUUACUCUUGGAAUACUUUUUGAUGUUAACUCAAUUCCUGGAUUUUCUAUUUGUUAUCGAUAAUAUCGAUGAUUUCGUUGCUAAUUCUAUAAUGUUCGUGAGUGUUGCUGCUGUCGUAUGUAAAGCGACUGUCGUUGUAACACGUCGCAAUGCCAUCAUUAGCUUGGUACAAAUAUUGUUGAAAAGUCCUUGUAAACCUCAAGAUGAGGACGAAAUGGCAAUACAAACAAAAUUUGAUAAAUUCGUCAGAUUGUGUUCAAUGAAAUAUUUACUUCUGGCGAUAAGCUCACUUACAGGCGUCAUAAUAGGAUCAAUAUUAAAUAUUAUGCACGGUCAACUACCUUGUCGAAUAUGGUUGCCAUUGGAUUACAAUGUGUCUCUAGUGUUCUGGAUUAUAUCUAUUCAACAAGUUAUGGCUAUAAUUGCUGGCACUAUUAUAAAUGUCGGUACGGAAACCCUAGUCUUUGGAUUAAUUUUAGAAACGUGUGCUCAACUCGAAAUUUUCGAAAAUCGUCUUCACAAAUUAAUAAAUAAUAAAACAGUUAAGUAUCUGGGAAAUGCACUCUGCUCGUUGAAUGAAGAUAAAACAGGAAUAUCGAAAUGCAUACAACAUCAUCUCAGUAUUUACAAAUAUGCCAAAACGGUAAACGUUAUAUUUAAUCAGGUACUAUUCAUUCAAUUUUUCGGUAGUAUAUUGAUAUUAUGUACAUGUAUAUAUUACCUAUCAACGCAUAUUACGGAACUGUCUGGAAUUGCAACUUUAUUAGUAUAUAUCAUUUGCAUGUUUGUACAAAUUUAUAUUUACUGCUGGUCCGGAAACGAAGUUAUGCUUAAGAGUAUGAGCAUAGGAGAGAGUAUAUAUUGUACGGAUUGGCCACUGUUAUCAGUUACUGAAAAGAAAGAAUUGCUGAUAAUUAUGAUAUGUAGCACAAUUCCUAUUAAAUUUACCAGCAGCUUCAUGAUAACUUUAUCUCUUCAAUCUUACAGCAACAUCUUAAAAACGUCAUACUCCGCAUUUAACGUACUUCAAAAACAAAAUAUAAAUAAUAUAACUUAA